CGGUACUAUUCAUCGGUCUGUAGGGUUCCCCCAGUGACGCCCAUACGACCUGAAAAUCAACUAUUAGCUACGUUAUUAACUAGUCACAGGGUGUGUGUUUAGAGGAGCUAUCACAUGGAGCCAUCGGGACAGGAUGCCAACGACCACGGCCAAAACUCAGUUGGCGACGGUGAGCACCCAUGGGAGGUAACAGACAUGACCAGGCUCCGCCGCUUCAUCUGCUACGGCUCGGAAAUGGCCAUCUAUGACACCAAGGAGCACCGGCUGGGCAUGGAGAGUGCCCCGGCUCUGCUCUCCCUGCUACAGGAGGGCAGGGGUUGCGAGGUGGUGGAGGAGGUCAAAAGGCUGGCUCUGGAGGGCAGGCCAGUCAGGGCCAACCCUUCCCUGUUCGCCUUAGCUGUGUGCUCACAACAUUUGGACCUGAAUACUAGACAGGGGGCGUUCCGAGCCCUGAGUGACGUGUGCCGGGCCCCCGAGCACCUCUUCACCUUCAUCCAAUACAAGAAGGAGGUGAAAGAGAGGAUGCGGUGCGGGAUAUGGGGACGGGCCCUGAGGAAAGCGGUGUCGGAUUGGUACAACAAACAGGACGCCAUGGGUCUGGCUCUGGCGGUGACCAAGUAUAAAACGAGAGAGGGCUGGUCUCAUCAGGAUCUACUCAGACUCUCCCACGCCAAGCCUGCUAACGAAGCGAUCGCGUUGAUCAGUAAAUACGUUAUGAAAGGAUGGAAGGAGGUCCAGGGGGCGUACGCCGACAAGGAGAUCUCGGAGGAGGUGAUCAAAGUCCUCUCAUACCUGGAAGCGGUUGAGAAGGUCAAACACAGUGCAGACGAGAUGGAGGUCAGCCAUCUAAUAGAGGAGCAUGGUCUGGAGCGGGAACACCUUCUGACAGACCACCUGAAGUCCAAAGUGGUAUGGAAGGCAUUGUUAAAGGAGAUGCCCAUGGAGUCAAUGCUAAGGACCCUGGGUAAGAUGACCGCAGACCAAGUCCUGGAACCAGGAAGCUCAGACGUGGCAGAGGUGUGCGAGAGGAUCCAGAGUGAGGCGGCUUUAAAGAAGGCAAAACUCCACCCUUUCAGCGUCGUGACAGCCUCGGAAAACUACAAAAGGGGCCAAGGCAACCGGGGGAAAGUGAAAUGGGAACCAAACGUUGACAUCAUAAAAGCGCUGGACUCUGCUUUCUACAAAUGUUUCACAAACGUGGAGCCUGCGGGGAAGCGCUUUGUGGUGGCGGUGGACAUUAGCACAUCACUGAGCAGCAUCAUUAAGGGGACCUCCGUCAGCACAGCUGUAGCGGCUGCAGCCAUGACCAUGGUUUUUGCGCGGACGGAGGCAGAGACACAGGUUAUGGCCUACUCUGAAGGAGCUAUAGUUCCUUGCACCAUCACUGAGGGCAUGUCUCUUCGACAAGUAGCAACCGAGCUGGUCAAGAUCCCCAGUGGUUAUACAGACUGUGCUCUCCCCAUCCUGUGGGCCUCGGAGAAGAGGAUCCCUGUGGACAUGUUCAUCAUAUUCACCAACAGUGCCUGCUGGCACGGCGAGGCCAAUCCAGCAGAGUGUCUGAGGAUGUACAGACAUAAAAUGGGUAUCUUCUCCAAACUUAUGGUGUGUGGGUUGACCUCCAACGGCCUAUCCAUCGCUGACCCCGCCGAGGACAGGGGCAUGCUGGACCUCUGCGGCUUUGACCUGGGAGCCAUAGAGGUCAUCCGUAACCUAGCCCUGGACCUGAUCUGAGAACAGAUUCUGGACAGUGCAAAGACGAGAAAGAAAAAUAUGGAGAGAAUUGGUGGAAAUACCUUGAAAUGGAUGUGGCUUGAAACGACGCAGAGAGCGGAUUUUUAUUUUGUUUUUUAAAGUUGAUAUUUACAAUAACGAUUUCUUCAAUUUAUCAUAAAUAUCAUGACCACAAAAAAAUGAUACGGUCUCCCUAUUGGGCAUGUUGAGAGGUUAGCAUGUCUUGGGGGUCUGAUGCAUAAUGUGCUUUCAUUUCUAACCAGUAAAACAGAGGAAAAUACCCUCAAAUAAAAAGUGACAUCUGUACUUUUUAGGCUCCCGAGUGGCACAGCCUCUCCGUGCUAGAGGUGUCACUACAGACCCUGGUUAGAUUCCAGGCUGUAUCACAACCGGCUGUGAUUGGGAGCCCCAUAGGGCGGUGCACAAUUGUCCCAGCGUCGUCUGGGUUAGAGUUUGGCCGGUGUAGGCCCUCGUUGCAAAUAAGAAUUUGUUCUUAACUGACUUACCUAGUUAAAUAAAUCAAAUAAAUACUCCCACCUCAUAUCUAACAUUUGAGCUCAAAUCCAAAAUACUGGAGUAUAGAGCCAAAAUUAAAAGUUUUAGCUUCACCGUCCAGAUAAAUAGGGGGGGUUUAUGUAAGAAGGAAUCCCUGUACACAUCUACCACUGGAGGAUGGCUCAAAGUAAUGUCUGGAAUCCCUGUACACAUCUACCACUGGAGGAUGGCUCAAAGUAAUGUCUGGAAUCCCUGUACACAUCUACCACUGGAGGAUGGCUCAAAGUAAUGUCUGGAACACCGUUUGAUAUCAUUUCACUGUUUACACUCCAGUUAUUACUACACGCCUGUCCACCCCAAUUAAGGUGCCACCAAUCUCCUUUGCUAUGUUAUAGCACGUUUGAUGUGAACAUGGAGCCCUUUUUAUAACCUGUUCAUUUUUCAUCAUUUAGCAAUCUCACUUAUGCUGUGUGACUUACAGGAGCAAAUCAACAGAUAUUUCACUUAGUCUGUUCAGGGAUUCAAACCAGUGACUUUUUGGUUACUAGCCCAAUUGUGCUUAACCGCUAGGCAACCUGCCUCCCCUUGUCCCUUUUGUCUUCUUCAAUUGGUCUAAUCACUAUAUAGAAGACUAACCAACUUAUUUUGUUUGAUUGCAGUAUAUAUAUUUUUUUUUUUAUUAGGUCAAACUCAUAAUAGAAUAGACUUGGUGCUCUUAAACAUGUAACAUGCAAAUCCAUUUAGUUUAUUUUGCUUUGUCACAAGUCAAAACAAGGAAGUAUUUGACGCCAAGAGAUAAGGGAGUGACUGUCGUCAUUGUCACUGGCAGUUUUUGGCAAACCUGCAAAAUUGGUUUAUUCCCUGGGUCAUGUUCAUUAGGGCAGACGUUCGAAAAGGUUUUAAAAUCUUGCACAAUGGAAAAUUUCAAAUUAACGUUUCUUAUUGGACAAGUGCAGGAAGUCCCUCCCUGUUUCAAUUGCUUUUCUAUUUGGUGCCUAAUGAUCAUGACCCUGGAAUCUAUUGAUUUUAUGCAUUACCAAUGGCUUUUUCUAUUGCUGUAUCAUGUUGUUGAAGGUCAAAACAAGGCCAUUUAAUAGUCUGAAGACUGAAGCUGCUAGAUGCACAUUUAAAGUAUUCCAGUGUUGAAGGUUUAUGAUAAACAAGCACUAAUGAUAGAAUGCCAAUUAUACAAAUACUAACUAAUGUUCCAUAGAAACUCCCUAGCUACUUUUCCUUUGUAAUAGAUCCCACUGAAUGUACCUUUUUGUCAUACUUGUGUAACACUGUAGAUAUUUAAAAUGCUUUAUUCUUCAAAUAUUGAAUAAAUAAAAUGGGAUUAUACUGAAGAUGCUUUACCUUUUAGCAGUCAAUUCAAUGGGAGAAUGAUGGCUGACGCUGACAUAGCGGAAGUGGAAAGUAUUAACUGUGGUUUAUUGAAUUGUUAUUUUCUGUCUUCUGUCAUUUCAGAUCAACCCUAAUUUAGACAAAAAAACAAAUUCAGACCCGGUAACUGAUUUCUAAAAACCUUUUUACUUUGUGUUGAUUUCAUCUAAUCCAAUAUAAAAGUAUGGCACAAAAUAUGUCAGUCUAUGAGAAGGCCCCACCAGUUCUCGAGUUGGUCCCAAACCCAUGAGUUGAGAUAGAAGCCCAUCUUUGAGGACAUCGGUUCGAACAUAGUUAACAAAACAUGCUACAUUUGAAAAUGCUCUAGACUCUAAUAAUGCAUUCAUUCUGAGAUAAUAAUACUUUGGAGUCAGUUGCAAUAGUAGAGAAUACAGUGGGGCACAUUGACAGGUGAAUAUAGAAUGGCCACAGUCCAUAUUGAUAGAGAAAGUUGAACCAAAUAAAUUAUGAAUGUAGGCCUUACUGUCCCAUGACUAAUCCAUUUUAUCUUUCAACUGAAAGGUGAUUUCAGUUCAUGUUGCAUGCCAUUUACAUUAGCCAUAGUGUCAAUACAAACCUUAAUAAAGUGUUUCAUGGA
Oncorhynchus masou masou (cherry salmon) is the source of this 4207-nucleotide messenger RNA. RefSeq names its product Ro60, Y RNA binding protein (gene ro60). Gene Ontology annotation, molecular function: RNA binding. The transcript is spliced from 9 exons. The record is from RefSeq and is a predicted model, not a curated record. NCBI's taxonomy places the organism in Eukaryota, Metazoa, Chordata, Actinopteri, Salmoniformes, Salmonidae. Bases 115 to 1731 code for a protein of 538 amino acids. Gene Ontology annotation, cellular component: ribonucleoprotein complex.